AUUGGUUGAAGAGGACGAUCGAGUUACUAUCUGCGGCACAGUGUUUGUGAUUGAUCAUUCAAAAAUGACUUUGGCUCUAAUGGCACAAUUCACCCCCUCACUAGCAAAGAAAGGCGUCACCCAGUUUCAGGAUGGUAACUCAAUUCGUCCUAAAAGCAUGAACCAUAUCAAUAUGAGCCCAGCGUUCAUCACUGUGUUCAACAUGAUUAAGUUAUUCAUGAACGAGAAGAUGAAAAGCAGGAUGUUCGUUCACUCCGACAUGGACUCUUUGUACAAAAACGUCCCACAAAGGCUUCUACCCCAAGAAUAUGGAGGAGAGGCAGGAUCACUGGCCGCGCUUACAGAAGAAUGGAAGAAGAAAGUUGAGGCACGACGUGGAUGGCUCAUGGAGGGCGAGAUGUACCGAUCGGACGAGAAGAAGCGAGUCGGGGGCAGACCGAAGACGCAGGAGGACCUGUUCGGCCUGGACGGUUCCUUCAGACAACUGAAUGUGGACUAGAAUAUAUUCACAUAACUACAUUACACCUGAGUUCAUGUCCAGUCAAAUACAUAUAUAGAAAUUUCACAUUUUAUGGGUAAGAAAUUUCAAUCUUAAACAUGAAUUUAAUUUAACAUUUGGGUCUGUUUGAAAAUAAACUGUAAAUAUUUCAAUA
Molecule: messenger RNA, 653 nt
Organism: Zootermopsis nevadensis
Lineage: Eukaryota; Metazoa; Arthropoda; Insecta; Blattodea; Termopsidae
Source: RefSeq, a predicted model, not a curated record